Messenger RNA from Psilocybe cubensis, 1497 nucleotides. RefSeq lists its product as uncharacterized. Bases 1 to 1497 code for a protein of 498 amino acids. The record is from RefSeq and is a predicted model, not a curated record. The transcript is spliced from 3 exons. Gene Ontology annotation, molecular function: protein binding. Lineage: Eukaryota; Fungi; Basidiomycota; Agaricomycetes; Agaricales; Agrocybaceae.
AUGCUUUCCACUUCUCCCAAGUCGCCUCUUCAGCCAACAAGAUACUAUCCAUGGAAAGACUGGCGCGGCUCUAUCAAAGAGAUAGCAUUCUUUCCGGACGGGAAGCGCAUCGUGACAGCUGGCCACGAUGACAACUCAACCAGAGUAUGGGACCUGGAAAGCGGGGAAGAAGAUGGUGAACCAUUCGUUGGCCAUAGCCAUAUCACUCUCGCAGUCGCUGUGUCCAAGACUGGGAACGACGUUGUUACUGGAGGAAGCGACAACAAGGUCCUUCUGUGGAAGGAAUCCGACAGGCGUACCCACAAGGUCUUGUUUGCUGGCCCCUUCAGCGGAUCCUCUGGAAUUCUUUCUGUAGCAUUUAGCUCAACUGCGUACCCCAUGCUCGUGGCAUCUAGUGGCACAGACGGUGUGACCAAUAUAUGGGAAGUUAAGACCGACGCCUAUUCGAAUCCCAAAAGAGCUAUUAGGAUCCCCGGAUGUACCAUAACCUCUAUCCAAUUCUCACCUUCCCAUUCUGGUGUCAUUGCGGUUACGUGCACCUUAGAUAAGAAGAUUCGCAUUUUUAACACUUACACUGGAGAGCAGACAAACGAGAUGGUAGGUCAUAGCAUCUACGCACAUGCCUUCUCCUGGUUUCCGGGGGGUCAGCGCAUCGCUUCCUGUGGUGAGAAGUCGAUCCGCAUAUGGGACUCACGAACUGGAAAGGAGGAUGGUGCUCCGAUUUAUGGUCACGAGCGCUUAGUCAAAACAAUCUCCAUCUCUCCUGAUGGAAAAUACAUUGCCAGUGGCUCGAACGAUGGAACCAUACGAGUAUGGAGCGUUGCCACUCGUGGACAGCUGGGCACCCAGAUCGCUGUUGAUCGCGUUAAAAUUGUACGAUUCUCCCCAGACGGAAAAUUCCUUCUCUCGUUCUCCGAAGGAGAAGGCCUGCAACUGUGGCCCAUGGCCCAUCUCGAAGUCGAAGAAGGUCUGAAGCUUACGCGGGAAGUCGUUGACGAUCUGAUGGUAUUCUCGGAUGAAUUCCGACGUGAAAUACACAACACACUUCAAGAGAAGGUUAGCGAGAGACCUCGUUCAAUGAGCUCACGGUUUCUAAUCCAAUUUGACGAUCUAUCAGGGUCUCAUCAACAAGACAUUGCAAGUAUGGAGGUUCUCAUUGAAGACGCAAAGAAUGCGAGCCGCGGUCGUUUCGAUGUUCUACAGAAUUUUCUUACGGAACUCGAUGCUCAUCAACAGGGCCAGUUUUCUAGCGUUAGCUCGGAACUGAAAGGCAUGGCCGAUAAUCAAGACAAAGACUUUUUGGCUCUAAAGGACGGUCUGGGAAAUGUGGCAAAGCAAUUCGAAACUGACAUUGCUGAGAUAAAGCGGGCACAGGAACGCUAUGCAACUAAGCAAAACAAAAAUAUUGAGGAGGUCCAGAGCGAGCUGAGCGCUGUAAGGAAAGAAAUCGGAAACCUGCAGAAGCUUAUAGCUGAAAUGAAUAUGAAUAUCGUGUAA